Messenger RNA from Papilio machaon (common yellow swallowtail), 5334 nucleotides. Its product is annotated as sperm flagellar protein 2. NCBI's taxonomy places the organism in Eukaryota, Metazoa, Arthropoda, Insecta, Lepidoptera, Papilionidae. The coding region runs from base 1 to 5334 and encodes 1777 amino acids. The record is from RefSeq and is a predicted model, not a curated record. The transcript is spliced from 2 exons.
AUGGCUGAGAUAUUAAAAGAUUGGCUUUCACAAACCUUGGAAAGACCAGUUACAUGGGAAGCAGAAGAAUUUGGGAAUAUGAUGAAGAAUGGACAUGUUAUUGCAACAGUCUUAAGAUCUUACCACGUUAUCAACGACGAAAAACAUUAUAUAAUUAGAGCUAGCAACGAAGAGGCUGAUAUAAAAAAUAAUUGGAAAUAUUUGAGAGAAUGGUUAAAAGAAGUCGAAGUAAAUUUAACCGAUGAUGAUCUGAAUAAUGUUAUGAUGGGAAAAGGUUCAUCAUUACUACGCUUAUUUUACCAACUUUUUCUUCAUUUAGAUAAGCGCGACCGUAUUAACUUUAUUAAACGAGAGAGAAAAAUGGUAUCAAGUUUGGUAGAAAAAUUAGAAAAUCGAUUUACUGUUAACAAAGUUACUGAAGAACGCGAACCAUUUAUUGAUUAUCUAUCAAAACCUCUACUAGACGAAAGGCAAUUCAUAGAAUGGCAAAAACGAAAAACAAAAGAGAUUAAAGAAUCGUUUGAUUAUCUUCAUCACAAGUAUUCAAAAAUAAUUGGCAAGAUAGAAGAAUCUAAAUUUCAGAAGCCGUUUGUAAAAAAGGGCUCUCAUCGAAUUCUAGAAAAGAAUGAAGAUAUAGAUAAAUUUGAACGGCAACAUCCUUGUAAAUAUCACAAUUACACAUAUGAGGAAUUAAUGGCACUUGAAGAAAAAGCUUUGCAGCGAAAGAAGUCUCUCGUUGAUUCUGAUUGGGCAAAUGAAUAUAUGAGUAAUUUGUUUCAAAAAAUGCGAAAAAGAUCUGAUUCUGAAGAAUUCCAAAGACAAAUUUCAAGCGCUUUAAGUAAUUCCUUAUGGAAUGCAUGCGUUGAUGAAGAAGAAAGUAAAGCGGAUAUGGAAUUAGCCAAAAAGGUGAUGAAGUUGUCACAAUUUGAGAAGCAAAUGUGUACACAAAUUAUGGAAACGAAACAACAGGCGCGGAAUUUAGUUAAGAACAGAAUACAAGGUGAAAUUGAGUAUACUGAACAAAGAGAGCAACAAUUAAACAUAUUUUUCGACAAUCUCAAAGAUAAAAUAGAUUCAGGUAAUGUAGAGAUUGAUUUUGAACAAAAGAGACAAAAUCAGUUGCACAAAAGAUUGUUUGCCGAAAAAAUGAAGCGAAAAAGACAAAUUUACUACGACAUAUGUUAUGAAACUCUUUUAGCUUUAAUUGAUUAUGCGGUCAAAUUCGGGUAUUUCAAAAAGCUGAUGGAAGAUGAUGUACCCCAGCAUUUCAUUUACGAAUGGAAAUGUUUAUUUUUUAAGCAACAACCUAUUUUUGAAGUACUCACUCCGACAGAAGAUAUAUUAAAAUUAAGAGAUGCCGAAGAAUCGUCCUCUUUUACUUAUGAAGAAGUUGUAUAUUUAGAACGUGACAGACAACAAGUGUUGAAUGAUUGCGAAUUUAAAGAAUAUCUUCAUUACUUAUAUCCGUGGAAUUUAGAUGUUUUAAUACCAAAUUAUGACCCUGAAUCUGAGGAGAGAACAGCGGAGAGCUUAGGACUUAAUAUAUUAGGUCAUGCUGUUUUUACAUUAUUAGAAGUGAAGUAUCCAUAUCCCUCGAAAAGACUACCAGCUGACUUACCAGAUUACACAUCGAAAGUUCUCUUACGUAGUUUACCAGACAAGUCUUUGAGCAACAUCUUAGAAACUCUGUUAAAUUCGCAGAAGAUAAGUGUUGUGCGUCUUGAAUCUGUUAUUAAUUACUGUUUAAGGGAAUAUCAAAUAGAUAUGAUUGGACGAACUGAAAUCCAAUUAGCAUAUGACAGUUUUUUAGCCGCAACACAAGAAGAGGAAACUAAAGAGUUGAUUAAGUCUAUGAAAUCUGAAGAUGAAGCGCUUGCGAGAAGUCGUGAAAUCGAUACUUCUGGUCCUCUUCUUUCACCUUUACCUAAUACGAAACACACACAAACACCAAAAUGUCUUCCAGAAGAUGAUAUUAUAAUGUCACCUGCUGCAAGUCUAGGUCAAUAUGCAUACGAUGCGCUAACAGCUGGAGAACCUUUAACUGAUUACUUGAUAGCUGCAAUGAUUGUUGAAUAUCUUAAACAUCAAGAGGAUAUUGUAGGAUUUGUUAUAAUUAACUAUCCCAAUACGUAUCUUCAAGUUCAAAUACUUGAAGAAGCUUUUGUUGGUUUCGGGCCACCUGAUUUUGAAGAACUGAAUGAUAAUGACGACGAGCUUUUAGAAGAAAGCAUAUUGAAACACAGAUUAAAAGAAAUAGACGUUUACAAAGAAGUGAGGGUUUCUAAAAUAGUCAAAGAUCCACAUAAGAGACGGACUGAUGAACCUUUUGAAUCUUAUUUUACAGCCUACAUUAACCUUAAGCAGACUAGUGAUAUUUCAGAAGAAUUAGUAAUUUGGGAACUUACUCAGGAAAAUUCGGAUAUUAUAGACAGAUUCUACGCAGUCAUGGGAAUUAAUUACAGUUUAUUUUAUGAGGUGAUAGAUAGAGAUUUGAUAGCUCAAAUUUGUAAAUUUGUUAUUGGAGACUUUAGCAUCCCAAUAAAGUCAUUUGAAGAGCUAUUUGAUGAAAACAUUGUUACCCAAAUUGAAUUUCCUAAUUCUGAAGUAAAGCGUAUUAAUUCAAAAAUGGUUAAAUCUGACAUCAUCACUAGUAAAUCGAAAGAAAAAGUACGAAAAAACUCUAAACUUAGUCGAACUACAUUAGAAACAGAAUUAGAAAUAAUUAAGGCACCUCUUUCUUUUGGAGAUGUAGAACAAAAUCGUAUUAAGACAUUAGAAAGUAUGAUUGCUCAAGAAAAUAAGAGUAAGUCUUUGCAUAGCGUUGACAAAAUUAAGGUGUUACCAGGAGAAGAGGAUUGGGUCUAUGGAAUAUUGCCAAUCCCAGAUACGCUGGGAGUAGCUUUAGCGAGUUAUUGGGAGGAAUUUGAAAAGUCAUAUGUUGAUAGUAUACAACAACUGUUUUUCACGACAAGAUUACAAAUGAAUUAUGUCAUACCGUACACACGAUUUUUGAAAGACAAAAUGAUUCAAAUUGUAACACUGCCAUCGGAAAAACAAAAUUUAGUGACAGAAUUUCAAAGUAAAUACAACGAAUUCAAAAACGACUGGCGGCCGUUAAACGUAGCUAGAAAUGAAUGGCAUUGUAGAGUGAAAGAGUUGCAAAAUAAAUUAUACAAUAUCUGUGAUCAGAGAAAAGUUUUCGCACAAGAAAAGAGGCAUGCUUUAAUAUGUGAUAAUUGGACCAUUGAAGAACUUACUAUUUUAGCUAAUACAUACAUUUCUUUAAUGCAAAUGGAAUUAAACAGAUCAAUUAUGACGUUUCAAAUACUAAACGAUUUUUAUAUUACUAUGCUAAGAGGUGCACCGCCUUCUGAUAGACUUUCUUCUAAAGAUUUAACAAAGAUAUACCGAGAAACGGAAAGCUCUCAUUCUAGUAAGAAAGGUGGAGAUGAAAAAUUGUACAAACAUUUAAAAGCUGUCUUUCAAGAAUUAUUCAUAAAGAGCAUUGAAUUUGAUUUCGACAACAAUCCAUUUAAUUUUAUAAUAGAAAACAACGUAAAAUUUGCUACAAAAAUUGUGAAAGAUUUGGGCGAAUCUUUCCGAUCGCUUAUAAGUAAGGAAAAUAGUGAAAAAGCUAAAAUAACACCAACGAAGAAAAGGGAAGGAAACGGUUCCACUGAGUCUUACAAUCACGAGGAAAACUUAAAAGAAAAUGCAUUAAAAUGCUUAGAAGAAUGGCCUGUUGGUGUUAAUGGAGAAAUGUUACGUUUCAAUUUACGCAUAUUAGCGUUGCAACAUAAAUGUUACGCGGAUAUGAAGCUAUUUAGUAAUCAAGUAUUGAAAGCUUUCAUUGAAAUCCAAAACCUUAUUGAUACAUAUUACACAAAUGAGGUAUUGGCUGUGGAUAGAUUGUGUAAGUAUUUUCAUAUGGCCAUAGAAAAAGGAAGGAAAAUUCCAGAAUCAUUACUACUUGAAUAUGACACUUUAAUAAUAGACAACAAUGUUCUCCAGUUUUCUCCAUCAGUGGAAACGAUAGUUCCACAGAGUAAGUCUGAAAUUAAACGAUACUCUUAUUUUAAAACUAAUCAGUUGGCGCGUUUACGAUCACAAUUUAAACUGGUUGCUCCCACAGGCAUUAUUAUGCAUAAAGCUUUUAUUUAUUUAUUGCAAGAUUUUAUUCUUUUUGGUAAAGAAAGCAAAGAGGGUCCUCUAUUUCCUGAUGUGUGGAAAAAUAUUGAUCCUGAACAAGUCCAAAAGUUGGUGUUUUCUUUAUUCGGUGAAACAGCUUACGUGGAUUGGAGAGAAUUUUUAAUUUACUGUCUUCAGCUCAGUUUUCCGACUAUACAUGAAUUAUUGGAAGUCCGAAAAAAAUUUCGUUGCAAUGAUUUAGACUCUACAGAACUGAUCUCGAGAGAUAACUUUAUAAAAGAAGAAUUUUGGUUUGAUAAAGAUUUUGUAACUGAAGAUAAACAGGAUCUAUUAAAAUUGAAUUUGAUUAAACAUUUCUUGUUCGAAUUAUAUGAAACUGAAGAAGACAAGAUGAAUUAUUCCGCGUUUUUGUUAGCUUUUUGUAAAAAUAUAGAUCCAAUAAAAGGUUUUAUUGCUGCGUUAUCUAUGGCAGUUGGACAAGAAAUUUGUCAUUCUCUUGAUGACUGUGGUGAUAUCGUGACUUACUUGAUAAACGAAAAGAAAUAUAGAGACGAGUGUUUAGCUUGUGCCUUAAAGUGUACUGAGCAAUUCAUCAAUAAACUAAUUCAAAGAGUUAUUAGUAUAUGUGAAGGUACUACAGUUGAAGAGGUUAUGUACACGGAGUCGGUUCCCGAAGAAAAAAAAGGUAAAAAGAAAAAAUCUAAUAAAGUUAAAAAAAUUGACGGCAACCAAAGCGGACGAUCGGAUAAUUCCCAAAAACGCGGAUCUCAAUAUAAAAUGUCCCCUUCCAUUGUUGUUUCACAACUUGGAAUGAUUUGUCCGCCAUGCGAAAGACCACUUGAAAAACCUAAAGAACCGGAAAAAGAACCGGUUGUUAAGCCCCCGGUGGAAGAGCCACCAAUUCCAUACAGAGAUCCUAACAUUUGCUUGGAAGUCAGUCAAACAGUUAUUUGGAACGUUUUAAAAAUUUGUCUGCCAUGGCAUUUUAAAAUAUUACCUGAAACAACAGAAUCAAUAUAUGUUCAACAAGCCGAAGAAGUGUUGAAAUCUUUAGAAAAGGAUACAGACAAUAAAGAUGUUUAUGUUUGUAAGUUAGUUGCCGAUCCGAAAUUUUGUAAAAUGUUGCAUAAAGUAAAAAAGUUUACCGCUGUCGAUCUGUUAGAAGAAAUUAUUACUAUGAUUUAG